AUGGUGAUCAAUGACAAGAAAAUUAAAUUUCAGAUCGACUGCGAAGCUUCGAUAAACAUCAUCACUAGAUGUAACACCAGAAAAAGUCACAUAACACCAUCAAACAAAACCCUGAAGAUGUGGAAUGGAACAGAAAUAAAACCCCUCGGAACUACCAGCUUGAAAGUCACGAAUCCUAAAACUGGAAAGCAGUAUUCAAUUGAAAUUGUUGUUGUUCCCGAUGACUUAACACCACUGCUAGGUGCACGUACAGCACAACAAAUGGAGCUGAUAACUGUGGUUGAAGAUCAUUUUGUCUCUGUUCCGCCUCCUCAAAAGACAUCAUGUGAGGACAUCCGAAGCAUUGCAACAGCUGACAAGCUAGUUCGACGCUAUCCAGAAGUUUUCGCAAGAUAUCUGGGAACCCUACCUGGCACAGUCCAAUUGAGAGUUGAUGAAAAUGCCGAACCUUCCAUAACGCCUUCGUGACCGAUCCCCACAGCGCAGAGAGAGAAGUUCAAAGCUGAACUAGACUGCUUAGAGAAUCUAGGAGUACUAGCAAAAGUAGAUGAGCCUACGGCAUGGGUGAGCAGUGUUGUUAUUGCUACAAAGAAGUCAGGCACCCUUAGAAUAUGUAUAGAUCGGUGACUGUUGAACCAAGCCUUAAAAAGAGAAACACAUCAGCUGCCAAUCCUAGACGACUAAAUGCCAGAGCGGGCUUGAGCAAAGAUCUUUUCAACUGUUAAUCUUACCGCAGGAUACUGGCACUGCAUGCUUGACGACGAGUCUAGUCUCUUGACUACCUUUGCAACCCCUUUCAGAAGAUACCGGUGGAAAAGACUCCCAUUUGGUUUAUCAGCAUCAAGCGAGAUCUUCCAGAAACGGGUGAGUCAAGCCCUAGAAGAACUGGAAGGAAUACUUAACAUCACUGACGACAUCCUCAUAUUUGGAGUUGGUGACACCAAAGAUGAAGCUCGUCGUGACCACGAUCGUAAAUUAGAGGCAUUACUACUCAGAUGCACAGAGCGUGGAAUUGCCCUAAAAAAGAACAAGUUGAGACUUCGGUUUACUGAAGUGCCAUUUAUGGGUCACCUCUUAACCAAACAAGGCCUCAAGAUAGACCCCGACAAAGUAAAAGCAGUCUUAGAGAUGCCUCGACCCAAAGAUGUGGAAGGCGUGCAGAGGCUUAACGGAUUUGUCAAUUACUUGUCAAACUUCCUACCUCUCCUAGCAGACCAAAUGGAGCCUAUACAUUGCCUCACAUGACAAGACGUGUACAGAAUUUAACUGGACGGAUGAGCAAGAGAACGCGUUUAGAGAAGUGAAGUGUCUUGUGACUACCACCCCAGCUCGAAGGCCGAGCUUGAAAUCCAGUGUGAUGCCAGUUAGAAAGGCCUAGGAGCUGCCCUCCUGCAAAGAGGCAAACUGAUCGUGUACACAAGCAGAGCGCUCACUGAGACUGAGCAGGGAUGCGCACAGAUUGAGAAAGAAAUGCUUGUGAUCGUAUUCUCACUUGAGAAAUUUAACCAGUACAGCUACGGACGCCACGUGAAAAUCCAAAGCGACCACAAGCCACUGGAAUCCAUCCUGAAGAAGUCUCUCGUGUGUACGCCAAAAUGCCUUCAAGGUAUGAUGAUGAGACGUCAGAAAUAUGAUUAA
This is a messenger RNA of Porites evermanni, 1638 nucleotides long. Lineage: Eukaryota; Metazoa; Cnidaria; Anthozoa; Scleractinia; Poritidae. The record is from the annotation of a GenBank genome assembly.